Molecule: messenger RNA, 2613 nt
Organism: Anopheles darlingi
Lineage: Eukaryota; Metazoa; Arthropoda; Insecta; Diptera; Culicidae
Product: transmembrane protease serine 9-like
Exons: 10
Coding region: 1-2613 (870 amino acids)
Biological process (GO): proteolysis
Molecular function (GO): serine-type endopeptidase activity
Source: RefSeq, a predicted model, not a curated record
AUGCGGUUGCCAUCGUUGGUAUUGCUGGGGAUCGUAUCCCUGUGUCUGGUGCAGUACGCUGCAGGUCAGCGGAAACCCAAAGCUGGGUUUUUCGACAUUUUCUUUAACCUAGAUAGCGGGCGUAGAGGGGAUAGAAUUGUUGGUGGUACAACGACAACGAUUGCUAGGUACCCGUAUGUGGUGUCGUUGAGACGUAACUCGAACCACAUUUGUGCUGGGUCGGUAAUAUCAGCGUUUUACACCGUUACAUGUGCCCACUGUACGGCCUCGAUGACCAGCGUUGAUGGGAUAACCUUAUACGGGGGUUCCACCAGUAGGACGACGGGUGGUAGGGUGUUCCAGGUAACAAACAUCGUCAUGCACCCCGAAUACAACCCGGACACAUUCGAUUGUGACGUGUCCGUGCUGCGUGUAUCGUCCUCCUUGAUAGCGUCACCCGAAAUUGCUACCGUAAAAUUAGCACCUCUGGAAAUGGAUUUUCCAGCAGGUACAAGCUGUUCCUUGCCUGGUUGGGGUCGAACGUCGGACACUGGUACGCUCUCAGCCACACUGCGUGCUGUAAUUAUUCCGGUAGUCAGUCAAACCAGCUGUGCAACAAUGUGGUCGAAUGUUCCAGUAACAGAUACCAUGAUUUGCGCAGGAGCGAAAGGUCGUGAUGCCUGCAUAGGUGACAGUGGUGGACCUUUGGUAAUGACCACUUCCAAUGGAACCACCCUUCUGAUCGGUAUGGUUUCGUGGGGAUCGGUGAUGUGCGGGAGCGAGUAUCCGGGCGUUCACACUCGUAUAGCAGCAGCGAAAUUGUACGAUCAUGCGCAAAACGAGAAGCAACUUAGCAAGAAACCUGUUGGAACUAUACCACAAGCAGUAAACACACGUCCGAGCAACGUCCUAGCCCGUCGAGGGUAUAAAAGCAAUUGUCCGAGUGUCGAGCAUCAGUUACUUGAAGCUGGUAAGAUGAAACUGUUCGUAGUGUUGGCAUUGUGUGUGGCUGCGGCCUUGGCCGGUCCUGAGGAGGACGUUUGGAUGAAGUACAACCACCGCAUGCCGGGGCAGUUUAAAGGUCUUCCGAACCAGGAACCUUACCGAGGACGCAUUGUUGGCGGCGUUGAUGCCGACAUUGCGAACUAUCCGUACCAGCUUUCGCUGCGCCGUGCAUCGCACAGCUGCGGUGCAUCUGUGAUCGCUGCACGCUGGGCGCUGUCGGCCGCUCACUGUACCUUCCCGGUACCAGGACCCGGUCAGAUCUCUCUGCAAGGAGGCAGCUCAGACCGUACUUCGGGUGGUAUUGUUUUUGUCGUUGACCAAGUCAUCAAUCACCCUCAUUACAAUGACUUCACCCUUGUGAAUGACGUGUGCGUGAUCAGUACUACCACUGAUCUGGUGGGACCCAACAUCGCUCCGAUCGCUUUGGACCCGUCCGGUGCUACCCACGCCCCCGGUAGCCGUGCUGUUCUGAGUGGAUGGGGAGCCGACCACACUGGUAGUCUCCCCGUUAUCCUGCAACGCGUUGACAUCCCGGUGGUGAGUCAGCAAGCGUGCGAGACUGGUUGGGGUGCUGGUAUGGUUACCCCAGACAUGAUCUGUGCCAGCGAGCCUGGACGUGAUGCCUGUGGUGGUGACAGUGGCGGCCCAUUGGUUGUUGCUGGACAGCAGAUCGGUAUUGUGUCCUGGGGUGCGGUUAAUUGCCAAGGAACCCCGCCAGGAGUGUUUGCCCGUGUUGGCUUCCCGAGCACCCGAAGCUUCAUCUUCGACAACACCGGCGUAGUAGUCAGUUCAGCAGGUUUGAACGCAAAGAUGAAGGUGAUCAUUGUAUUAGCAGCGAUUGUUGCCAGCGUACUGGCUGGCCCAGAAGAGGAUCUUUGGCUCAGGUACAAUCGGCGGAUGCCAGGAAUCUAUGGCAGAAUCGGCGUUCCCUCGACACCAUCUCGUGAAGGAAGAAUCGUUGGUGGUGUAGAUGCCGACAUCGCUAACUAUCCGUACCAGCUCUCGCUGCGACGCAAUGGAGGCCAUUCUUGCGGAGCAUCGGUCAUUGCGACCCGUUGGGCCCUAUCAGCUGCCCACUGCACCUUCCCUUUGCCAGCCCUAAGUUCGCUGCAGCUUCUCGGAGGAACUUCCAUCCGUACGGAAGGAGGCGUUACUUUCGCCAUCGAAGAGGUUGUGAAUCAUCCGAACUACGAUGAUUUUACCCUGGAAUUCGAUGUUUGUGUGUUGCGCGUUGGAGCUGACUUGACUGGUGUUAACAUUAAUCCCAUUCCCUUGGAUCCUAUUGGAACUGAACAUGCAGCGGGCACACGAGCAGUCGUUAGCGGUUGGGGUUUAAACGCAGCAGGAACAUUGCCGACCAUUCUGCAGCGUAUCGAUAUUCCAUUGAUCGCGGAUAGUGCCUGCUCCCAGAGCUGGCCCGGAUUUGUUGCGGCCGACAUGAUUUGCGCUGGUGAAUCUGGCCGAACGGUGUGCAACGGCGAUAGCGGCGGUCCUUUGGUAGUCGGUGGAUUCCAAAUUGGUAUUGUGUCGUGGGGUCAACAGGGCUGUUCUGGAAAUCUGCCCGCUGUUUUCGCCCAGGUUUCAUUCCCUGGAAUUCGCAACUUUAUUUCGUCCAACACUGGGGCAUAA